This is a messenger RNA of Owenia fusiformis, 1447 nucleotides long. NCBI's taxonomy places the organism in Eukaryota, Metazoa, Annelida, Polychaeta, Sabellida, Oweniidae. The record is from the annotation of a GenBank genome assembly.
UUUUUAUGUAAUUAUAAUGUCUACUUAUCUUUAUCAUUUCUUUGAUAAGUCAAUUGUAAAAUCUUUUACAUAAAUAAACCCUAAUCAACAGGUGUGAAAAUUAUUUAUAUUUUAUGCAAAUUAGAUCAUGAUCCUUUACGCAAUCUUGAAAGAGCAAGAUUAUGUAAGAUCAUAGAAAUCAGUGAGACAAGAUUAUUUAUGUCCAAGAGACACUCUUUGAUCAGAAUAUUUAUUUUUUAUGCAAAUGAGCAACCUGGACAUUAUGUCUCCCGCCUUUCCACCAGAAGGGUAUAAAUACCAAGCAGUUUUGGAAGAGAAAUCAGUUACAUUUCACAAUCUCAAAGAGUCAACAUUGAAUGCUAUUAUUACACACAAGUUUUUCAAUCAGUUUCAAGUUGAAGAAGGCUGACCAGUGAACCAAUAAUGGAUAUGAAUAACAACAACAUGAUGCCAAUCCAGAGAAACAUAACACAAGAAUUUAGGAGCGCAAUGAACACUGAUACUGUCAAGGAAGGAUCAUCGCAAUGUCCCCAAAUCUCCCAGGGAUCAACAUCUAGUUCUGGCCGCAUGGAUUCAGCAUCUGAAUCUCACACUUCAAACCGUGAUUCUCCUCUCAUAGAAUCAGAAACAGGAGAGCAUCAACGUCACAUGUCUGAGGAGGAACAGAAGCGCAAGGAGAGACGUAAUCUUGUUAAUUUCAGACAGCGAGAUCUGACUCGAAGACACCGCGUCUUGUUUGAUAAGCUUCGUGUUCGUCUUCCAGUACAACCAAGCUGCUAUGUUACAAAGGAAAGAACUCUUGAUAUGGCGCUAGACUAUAUCAACUACCUGGAAUCACUCCUAGGCAUCAACCAGCCAACGCAACACCAAAUAGCAGGUCUCGCUCCUCCCCCAGGCAGGAGAAUGGACUAUGGAUCAAGGCCCCUAUCCUCUAGUGCCUUACCACAGACAGAACCCAAGACUGAGGAAACCAUGGAAUCUAGGCCGUCCUGCAGUAUGAUGCCUGGGCCACAAAGACACGGGACUGGAGCAUUCAACCAGGGAUUCGUUGAUAUGCCACGACAAAGACGUCACAGCGAGGUGGCUCCCAGGCCACAACUAUUCAAUGAUAGCUAUCAAUGGAUCAUGGGGCGUCCUCAAAGCACUUCAACCCCGAUCAGCCAGGCAGUAUUCCCUGGCCAAUCAUCUACGUCACAAUUAGCAACAACAAUCGACGAUAUCAUCACGCGACUAGAGUUAGAGUCAGGAUCAUCUGGUUACCGCAGUAACAGCCAGGGUAGUACUGACAGUCGCCGCCUCGACUCUCAAUCAUCCCUUCCAUCUAUGUGUGAUAAUGAUGAUGUGUUUUACACACCCAAUCACAUGGUAUGGCCGGAGAGGAGUAUGGGAAGCAACCAGGCCGAGGGCUACCGAAGUAACCCAAACAGGCAUUACCCCAGGAUAUGAG